This is a messenger RNA of Scleropages formosus (Asian bonytongue), 1121 nucleotides long. RefSeq names its product aquaporin 12 (gene aqp12). Gene Ontology annotation, cellular component: cytoplasm. The record is from RefSeq and is a predicted model, not a curated record. Bases 38 to 913 code for a protein of 291 amino acids. The transcript is spliced from 3 exons. Gene Ontology annotation, molecular function: channel activity. Lineage: Eukaryota; Metazoa; Chordata; Actinopteri; Osteoglossiformes; Osteoglossidae.
GAGAAAGAGUCCACUCUCGCAGAAGUGACAAGCGGCGAUGUCGGCGCUCAACGUCUCCCUCGGCUUCCUAGUAGGAGUCACGACCCUCACGCUGUCGGCUGGAUCCAUCCUCCGGCUGCGACCCCUGUGGAGCUUUUCCGCCGAGUUUCCGGCCUCCUUCAUGCUGGUCGCGUGCUGGCUUGAGGUGCGGACGCUCGCGGAACUGGGUCCGUGGGCUGCCGGCUUCGGUCCCGACGUGGCCGCCACCGCGCUCUUCCUCGUGCUGCUCGCGCACGGCGUGGUGUCACGCGGCGCCUCCGGGAACCCGCUCGUGAUCUUCGGGCAGUUCCUGCAGCGCGAGACCACCGCGCCGCGCGCGCUCUCGGCCCUCGUCGGCCACUUCUCAGCCGCAUGCUUGGCUCAGCUCGUCGCGCGCUUCUACUGGUCCCUGGAGCUGAGCGACAUGCACCUCAUUCGAAACCUCAUGGCGCGCGAGUGCACUCCGGCGCUGCGUGGCUCCAUGCUCCAAGGCGCAUUCGCCGAAGGCGUGUGUGCGCUCCUGUUCCACCUGAUGCACCUGAGGCUUCAGCAGAGCUCCGCCCUCCUGAGGGUACCACUAGUGGCGCUGCUGCUCACGGUGCUCUCGUGCGCAGCCAGCAGCCACACAGCGGGCUUCACAAACCCCUCCCUGGCCUACGCGCUCACCUUUCACUGUCCCGGCUUCACGUGGGCCCAGUACUGUGCCGUGUAUUGGCUGGCGCCCCUAGUCGCGACGGUCACGGCACUGUUCCUGUACACUGGUCACAUCCCCCGUCUGUUCACACGCAACCUGCUGUACCCCCAGAAGAGCCGCUUUCGGGUGCCGAGAGCGAAGCAGCAGCAGGAUCGCACUGACAAGAGAGGGGAAACGAGGGCAGAGAAGAAAGGCGCUUGAACAGAACUGCGGUCGUAAAAACGAUAUCACUUUCCAUCCUCACAAGUCUGGUGUCUAGUUUUAUCACAUGAGCAAGUAGUAUUUUAGGACUAUUGUCAGCAGCCGUUUACACUUUGACAAGUCUGUUUUUACUAGUACUGUUUUAGCAAAGGUUCAUACAGUGAAACAUACCAUCUGUUCAACAUAACACAUUUUAUUUUUCCACUCG